Molecule: messenger RNA, 5322 nt
Organism: Ilex paraguariensis (yerba mate)
Lineage: Eukaryota; Viridiplantae; Streptophyta; Magnoliopsida; Aquifoliales; Aquifoliaceae
Source: the annotation of a GenBank genome assembly
AUGGCUCAGAAGCUUCAACAGCAGCUCAAAGAUGUCGGAUCGAAGCUCGAGAACCUUCCUACCACCAAAGACACUCUCAUAAAGCUCUUAAAGCAAGCAGCAACAUGUCUUCCCGAUUUGGAUCAAUCACCUCCAAAAUCAGUAUUGGAGUCCAUGCAGCCUUUUCUAAAUGCAAUAGUUAAGCCAGAACUGCUAAAGCAUCAAGAUAGGGAGAUUAAACUUCUUGUAGCAACCUGUAUAUGUGAGAUAACCCGGAUCACUGCUCCUGAGGCUCCAUACAGUGACGAUGUUUUAAAGGAUAUUUUUCAUUUAAUUGUAAGCACCUUUAGUGGGUUAAGUGAUACCAGUGGUCCAGCUUUUGGAAGGAGAGUUGUCAUUUUGGAGACUCUGGCAAGAUAUAGGUCGUGUGUUGUGAUGUUAGAUCUUGAAUGUGAUGAUCUAGUGCUUGAAAUGUUCAGUUCAUUUUUGGCUGUUGCCAGUGAUGAGCAUCCGGAAAGUGUUCUGACAUCAAUGCAAACGAUUAUGGUUGUUCUCUUAGAAGAGAGUGAGGAUAUUCGGGAGGAUCUUUUGCUUAUUUUACUGUCUGUUUUAGGUCGGAAUAAAAAAGAUAUUACAAUGGCUGGACGGAGGCUUGCUAUGAAUGUUAUAGAGCAUUGUGCUGGAAAACUUGAACCUGGGAUCAAGCAGUUUCUCAUGUCAUCAAUGUCUGGAGACAGCAGGUCUUUGAAGCGUGAAAUUGACUACCGUGAAGUCAUCUAUGAUAUCUAUCGUUGUGCUCCUCAGAUCUUAUUAGGAGUUGUUCCAUACCUAAUAGGAGAACUACUGACUGAUGAGCUGGACGUUCGUUUAAAAGCAGUGGGAUUAGUUGGGGACCUUUUUGCUCUCCCGGGAUCUACAAUCCCAGAAACAUUUCAGCCAAUCUUUAUGGAGUUUUUGAAAAGGUUGACUGACAGGGUAGUUGAGACUGAUGAGCUGGACGUUCGUUUAAAAGCAGUGGGAUUAGUUGGGGACCUUUUUGCUCUCCCGGGAUCUACAAUCCCAGAAACAUUUCAGCCAAUCUUUAUGGAGUUUUUGAAAAGGUUGACUGACAGGGUAGUUGAGGUUAGAAUGUCUGUCCUCGAACAUGUCAAGAUAUGUCUUCUGUCAAAUCCUUUUAGGGCUGAAGCUUCUCAUAUCAUCUCUGCACUUGGUGACCGGCUGCUAGACUACGACGAAAAUGUCCGUAAACAAGUUGUUGCUGUAUUGUCUGAUGUAGCAUGUCACGCUCUAACUUCCAUUCCGGUUGAAAAUGUAAAGCUGGUUGCAGAGCGCCUUCGAGACAAAUCUCUUCUUGUCAAAUCAUAUACAAUGGAGAGGCUAGCUGAGAUAUACCGAAUUUAUUGCUUGAACUGCUCUGAUGGGUCUAUUAAAGGAGCUGAGUAUGAUUGGAUUCCUGGGAAGAUUUUGAGAUGUUUUUAUGACAAAGAUUUCAGAUCAGACACGAUUGAACCUAUCCUAUGUGCAUCCUUAUUCCCAAAUGAAUUCUCUGUCAAAGAUAAGGUUGAAAAUUGGAUUAGAGUGUUCUCAGGAUUUGACAAAGUGGAGGUUAAGGCUCUCGAGAAGAUAAUGGAGCAGAAACAAAGGUUACAACAAGAGAUGCAUAGAUAUCUUUUGCUUCGGCAGAUGUAUCAGGAUGGUGAUGCUUCUGAGAUUCAGAAAAAAGUGAUUUUCUGCAUUCGAAUUAUGUCCCGCUGUUUUACUGAUCCUGUGAAGGCAGAGGAGAAUUUUCAGUUUCUUGAUCAAUUAAAAGAUGCUAACAUUUGGAAGAUCUUAACUAUGCUCCUGGAUCCCAACACUAGCUCUAUUCAAGCUUAUAGUUCUCGGGAUGAUUUGCUUGGAAUCCUUGGCGAGAAGCAUCGACUCUAUGAGUUUUUGAGCAUACUCUCUAUCAAAUGCUCAUAUUUUCUUUUCAACAAGGAGCACGUCAAAGAAAUCCUUCUGAAGGCUGACAUACAGAAAUCUGCUGGAAGUACACAGCUCACUCUGUCUUGCAUGAAUAUACUUGUGAUUCUUGCCCGCUUUAGUCCUUUGCUGCUUACUGGGAUUGAAAAAGAUUUGGUGCAUCUACUUGAAGAUGACAAUGAAGUAAUUAAAGAAGGUGUUUUGCACGUUCUGGCAAAGGCUGGUGGGACCAUUCGAGAGCAACUGGGAGUUUCCUCUAGUUCAUUAGACCUUAUGCUGGAGAGGAUAUGUUUGGAGGGUAAUCGAAGGCAGGCCAAGUUUGCCAUACAUGCACUAGCAGCAAUAACAAAGGAUGAUGGGCUCAUGGCACUCUCUGUUUUGUACAAGAGGCUUGUGGAUAUGCUAGAGGAAAAAGCACAUUUGCCUGCUGUGCUACAGUCUCUUGGGUGUAUAGCACAGACUGCUAUGCCAGUCUUUGAAACAAGAGAAAGUGAGAUCGAAGGGUUCAUAAAAAGAAAUAUUUUAGAGUGCAGUGAUAAUGCCGAAGACAAAUCAAAAGAAUGUUGGGAUGACCGAAGCGAACUUUGUUCUUUGAAGAUCUAUGGCAUUAAAACAUUGGUGAAGAGUUAUUUGCCCGUCAAAGAUGCUCAUCUUCGUCUUGGGAUUGAUGACCUGAUAGGAAUGCUUAGAAACAUACUUUCCUGUGGAGAAAUCUCAAAAGAUAUUGAGUCAGGCUCCGUUGAUAAGGCCCAUUUGAGGCUUGCUGCAGCAAAGGCUGUUCUUCGUCUUUCAAAGCACUGGGAUCAUAAGAUUCCCAUUGAUGUCUUUUACUUAACCUUGAGAACUUCUGAGGUCAAUUUCUCUCAAGUUAGGAAACUAUUUCUCGACAAAGUUCAUCAAUAUGUGAGGGAUCGACUUUUAGACCCAAAAUAUGCUUGUGCUUUCUUAUUUGAUGUUGGAUCGCAGCAGCCAGAUCUUGAACAGGACAAGCAUAAGUUAGGUGACAUCAUUCAGAUGUGUCAGCAAGGGAAAGCACGACAACUUUCGAUGCAAAGUGAUGGGAACUCCCCUGUGGUUUGUCCGGAGUACAUUCUCCCAUACUUGGUCCAUGGUCUUGCUCAUCAUUCUUCAUGUCCUAAUGUUGAUGAAUGCAAAGAUGUCAAGGCAUUUGAGCCAAUAUAUAGACAAUUGUAUUUAUUUCUUUCUAUGCUGCUCCAUGGAGAUGAAGACUGUAAGUCAGAAGAUGAUAUUAAUAAGGAGAAGGAGAGUAUUUCGCUAAUUAUUGCAAUCUUUCAAAGUAUCAAGCACUCAGAAGAUUUUGUAGACACAACAAAGUCAAAGAACUCGUAUGCAAUCUGCGACCUUGGCCUGUUGAUCACCAAGCGCUUAGCUAAAAAACAAGAUGAUCUUCAGGGAUUAAUUGCAUCUGUAUCCCUACCUCCAGUGCUGUUCAAAACACAUGAGAAGAAAGGAGAUAAUCCUCUGGUUGAUGAAGGGCAGACAUGGUUGGCUGACGAGAGUGUCUUGGCUCACUUUGAGUCUCUUAAAUUGGAAGCUAAUGGAACUGUUCAUUCAGAAAUUGCUGAGGAUGAGGUUCUGAAAGACAGUGAAACAGAUGGAAAUGAGGUUCCUUUGGGAAAAAUGAUAAAACGUCUAAAAGCCAAGGGUGCCAAGGCAAGAAAAGAUAUUAAAAACAAGUCUGUACCAGCUGGAGCAAAAAAUGAAUAUGAUGUUGAUAUCUUGAAUAUGGUGAGGGAAAUAAAUCUGAGUAAUUUGGACACACCAACUAAGUUUGAAACAAGCAAUGGCCAUGACGAUGCUGCAAUAAAAACUAAAACUGAUCAAAAGCAUGAAAAGAGGAAAAUAAUGGCUAGUGUAUCAACAAAUGUUCCUGUACCAAAACGCCGGAGGUCAUCAACUGCUCAUAGUCCUUACAGAUUGUCUCUCCAAAAGGGCAUUUCGCAAGGUUCUACGCGGGCUUCAGUUGAUAAUUUGUCUCAGGAUGAAGUGUCCUUAUUUGAUUCCAUUGAAAUGGACGAGGACCUUCAUAUUGGUUCAGAAGGUAACAUCUCUUCACAAGUAAAUAUGACUGAUCCAACAGAGUCAGAUUUGUUGGCGUCUUGCUUUCGGAAGAAUUCCAGCUUGGCAUCAAGACAUAAAGGGAAAGAUUCUGAUAAGAAUCAUAAUGAGGUACAUGGAGUUGGAGAAACUGAUGACAAUGAUUUAAAAAAGUUUAAAAAGCUUACAGAGACUGAGAGCACACAUGCAAUUAGUAAUUUGAAGUCAGGAUCUGCCAAGAAGAGGAAAAGAAGAAGUAUUGCAGGGUUGGCGAAGUGCACAUCGAAGGAAGGUGGAACCACGGACUUGAUUGGGUGCAGAAUAAAAAUCUGGUGGCCAAUGGAUAAACAGUUUUAUGAAGGUGUGGUGAAGUCUUAUGACUCUCAAAAAAAGAAACAUGUGGUUUUAUACAAUGAUGGAGAUGUGGAAGUCCUCCGUCUAGACAAGGAGCGCUGGGAGCUAGUUGACAAUGGACGAAAGCCUACAAAGCGGUUAAAUUCUUCAAAGAGCCCUCUUCCUAAAGGAGCAUCACCUGAGCAGAAAAAGAAGUCUUCAGGUGGUUCAAGGCAAAAUAAGAAAUCAAGUGAGAUAUCUCCAUCAGCUAAACUAAGAGGAACACGAACACCUAGGAAAAAAAUUAAGAAUGGAACAAAGGUGGUAUCAAAGGGCAAAAUUACAAAAGAAUUUAGACAAGCUGAUAUCAGAGGGAGCCCAGACGUAUUACACCCUGAGCCGGUUUCUAAGUCCAAAGGUGAUCAUUCGGACUCAGAGGAGCUUGAAAGAAUGGAUAAGAGUUCAAAUGGUGGGGAGGAUUCUGACAAGGAUGAGAAAUCAGUUCCUGAAGGGAAACAGGUGGAAGAUGCUGAUAAUAGCUCAAGUGAUGCAGAAGAGUCCAACGAAGAAGGACCUGACUCUGGAGGGAACCGGAUUACAGAUUCUGCAAGUUCCUCUCAUGAUGCUCAGACUUCUGAGGAAGACGAGCUUUCUCCUUUGGAGAAGAAACAGCAUCCAGAUGUAACAAUGGAAGAAUGUGGAGAGGAAGCCAAUGAUAAUUCAGAGUCUUUGGGUCAUCAAGGAGAUGAGUCUGACAGUCAUCCAGUAGAUCCACGUAAAUCUGACCAAAGAACUUUUGCUUCUGAUGAUUCUGAGGGCACAGAAAGUUGUGAUGAUGAACCACUUGUAUUGAUCUUCAGCCUUCCAAUCAGCAUCUCUGUUUUGUUACACUCUGUAGAUGUUCUAGAUACUAAUUUAUCUCUUGUCAAAUGCAGAGUGUGUGGAAGCAUCGAGUGGGGAAAUCAGUCCAAGGCAAAUAGAUUUGCAUAA